AUGUCGAACGCCUUCCGGGGCAUGCGCGACCAAGGCGAGGACGACCACGACGACUUGUGCGUGCGCGGCGCGAGAAACGUAAACUCGAACAAGAGCACCGACGAGCUGCUGGCCAUGCUGCAUGGUCAGGACGUCGGGAGCAGCGGCUCGCUUCUGUUCCACCCCGCUCGCGGGGCCGAGAUCGAUCGGGCGGACCUGGUGGUACGCUUCAACGACGCGCCGGUCGAGGGGUUCGAGCGUUUCGUCGGGAAUCGCACCGACGUCCGCCUGUACAACACGUACGCGAUCGGCAAGGGGCGGCGGGGCGCCGUGGACGAAGCAGAUCCCGACCGCGCCGACCCAUCCACGUGCUCCGCCUUCCUUGGGUUCCCCAAGGACAACGCGUGCUGCCCCCGCGAGUACAUGAUCCUGAACUCCGGGUUUGGCACGUAUGCGAGGCACGCGUGGAUGAGCGGCAGCCUCGGCAUGCUCGCGCUGUCCAAGUGGUGCGAGCGCGGCGUGACGAAUCUGUACGGAUUCACCUCGCCGGCUCGCGCUCGGACGCUACAGGCACCCGGUCUUGCGCCAGUGCGGCAAACCGUGCCCCAUCGCUGA
Molecule: messenger RNA, 594 nt
Organism: Emiliania huxleyi CCMP1516
Lineage: Eukaryota; Haptophyta; Isochrysidales; Noelaerhabdaceae
Exons: 6
Coding region: 1-594 (197 amino acids)
Molecular function (GO): sialyltransferase activity
Source: RefSeq, a predicted model, not a curated record